AAAAACCUCACCGAGACCCAGCUGUUCAACGAGAUUUACCCGGUGUGGACUUACUCGUACCUGGUGCUGCUGUUCCCGGUGUUCCUGGCCACGGACUACCUGCGGUACAAGCCCGUGGUCCUGCUGCAGGGCCUCAGCCUCAUCGUCACCUGGUUCAUGCUGCUGUAUGCCCGGGGGCUGCGGGCCAUCCAAUUGCUCGAGUUCUUCUAUGGGGUAGGGACUGCCACUGAGAUUGCCUAUUACUCCUACAUCUACAGUGUUGUCGAUGUCGACCUGUACCAGAAGGUCACUAGCUACUGCCGGAGUGCCGUCCUGGUGGGCUACACGGUGGGCUCGGUGUCCGGGCAGCUCCUUGUGUCGCUGGCACGAUGGUCCCUCUUCAGCUUGAACGUUAUCUCUUUAACCAGUGUAUCUAUUGCCUUUGGCAUAGCGUGGUUCCUGCCAAUGCCACAAAAAAGCCUUUUCUUUCACCACGUCUCAAGUCAGCAGCUCAGUUCGGAAACGAAGGUUGUGGACUGUAAAAACAGAUCAAGUGUCCAAGAUCAGCCCGACGUGCAGAGGACACCCGGCUGGGAGGAUGAGACAAAAGUUCCCUUAAACCAGGAGGGUCGUUCACCACAGAAACAGGAGCAAGAAGUAGACUUUGUAAAGGUGCUCAAAGAUCUCUGGCAGGACUUCUUGCAGUGCUAUUCCUCCCGGACCAUGCUCUGCUGGUCCGUGUGGUGGGCGCUGUCCACCUGCGGCUAUUUCCAGAUCGUCAACUACGCUCAGGGCCUGUGGGAGAUGGUGCUGCCUUCUCACAGCACGGAGAUCUACAACGGUGCCGUGGAGGCAGUCUCGACACUGCUGGGAGCUGUUGCAGUGUUUGUUGUGGGUCACAUAAAAAUAUCCUGGGCAACGUGGGGUGAAUUGGCGCUUGCCCUGUUCUCCUUUCUUAUUGCUGCAGCUGUAUAUAUCAUGGACACUGUUCGUAACAUCUGGGUGUGCUAUGCAUCCUAUGUUGUCUUCAGAAUUAUCUACACACUGCUAAUCACGAUAGCAACGUUCCAGAUAGCUUCAAAUCUCAGCGUGAAGCGGUACGCCCUGGUGUUUGGGGUCAAUACUUUCAUCGCCUUAGUACUUCAGACUCUGCUCACUUUGAUUGUUGUGGAUGCCAGUGUGCUUGGCUUGGACAUUUUCACCCAGUUCAUGAUUUAUGCCUCUUACUUUGCGGUCAUCUCGCUGGUGUUCUUCAUCAGUGGCAUACACAGUAUUGUGAAAGCUUGCAGAAGACAAGAGCAGCAAAGCAGCUCUCCUGAAAGCCCGUAG
This is a messenger RNA of Cariama cristata (Red-legged seriema), 1308 nucleotides long. It is a transcript of the gene SLC19A2, whose product is annotated as solute carrier family 19 (thiamine transporter), member 2. Gene Ontology annotation, cellular component: plasma membrane. The annotation marks the transcript as partial. The transcript has 7 exons. NCBI's taxonomy places the organism in Eukaryota, Metazoa, Chordata, Aves, Cariamiformes, Cariamidae. Gene Ontology annotation, molecular function: vitamin transmembrane transporter activity. Gene Ontology annotation, biological process: vitamin transport; transmembrane transport. The record is from RefSeq and is a predicted model, not a curated record.